UCUCGCCGCGGUUACGUCCAUACAUUGGGUCCGCAUUGUAUGCAGGUAAGGAAAAUUCGUUAAAAACAUUGCACUAUAGAUUUUGUCUCCCUCGCAAGAAAUGUCUCCAGAACAUCAAGAAGCCAUGCCGUGUGAUGAACUACCUGACAUCACCGUUAAAACGAAUGACGUCAUCCUCGGUCAAAUUUGGAAAGGAUGUCUUGAAUCACGAAACAUACCGAUGGCUGGCCAUGGUAUAUUUUGUGACAUUUUUUAUCUUUCUGCCGUUACUGUGCCAAAAAUUGCCAAAUUCGUUGUUUUUUAUUCAGCCACAGGAUCUUGAAUACGAAAGGAGUAAGGUAUGGAAACAGAAUGACAUCAAUGCCGAGGCGGCAACCGACUACGUCACUCGCGAAGGCAAUGCGUUACGGCGUAACAUAAAUCUAACUGCCGCUGGACAAGCUAAACACUCUGUUCCGAACUCUGUUGUGCUUAUUACUGUGAUAUCUGUCAGUCGGGCAAACUCACAGGGACAUGGAACGAAAUACCUGACGCAAGCUGUCGCCAAAACACACCGACUUCUGAAGGAGUUUCACGCGGCAAGUAAUGAUGAUUUCUUCCAGAUGGCGAUAUGUAAUGUAGAUUCUCAGCCAAUGGACAACACAGAGGCAAAGUUCUUGUCAGAAGCCUUACAUAUCCCUCUUAUGAAUCGUUUUGCCAAGUACGGACUUGGGCAGCUAGAAAGUCGGAGUAUUUUUGAAAAAGAGAAAAACGACUACGCGUACUGUCUCAACGAAUCUUUAAAACAUAGACCUGACUACGUUUUAUUGUUGGAAGAUGACGCAAUUCUGGUUGAUAAUGCAUUUCGGACAGUUCAUCACAUACUCACACAUUCCUUUGAGUAUUUUUUCACGAAGAAACAACGCCAAGAAACGGCUUACAUUAAAUUAUAUCACCCUAUGAGACUCUUAAGUUUCUUCAGCUAUCAGGUUGAAAGAAUUCCAGAACUGCUCGCCCUUGGUGCUAUAUUUGGUUCAAUUUCAUUAGGGAUACUAUCCCGGUUGACAAAAGUCAUCGAUAAAAUCGGCUUACACCGACUAUGGCUGUUUACAAUCAUCUAUUUCACAUUGUUUUUCUUUUGUAUAGGACGAAGCAAUUUAUUAAAAGUGCGCGAAUUCUCAAACUACUUUUACCAGAUUGUCCCGGCGCCAUCUUGUUGCACGCCGGCCAUGCUGUUUCCAAACUCCACCGCGCACACGCUUGUGAAAUACUUCCAUCAGACAACGUCCAGAAAAGGUUACGCGAAGGAUUAUAUUUUGGAAACUUUCAAACAAGACACUCGUUUUGUAGGCAGAAUGAUUUCGCCGAACCUUGUGGAACAUAUCGGUAUGUUCUCCGCUCUCAGAAGAAAAACUCUUAACCCGUUCAUCGUCAAUUAAAACGCGGGAAAACGAUGCGUUAAGACGCACGGGAAGGCCCCGUUACGUCCAGUAGUUCAGAAAUCUGAACAAAUCUUUCGUGUCAAGUAAAAAUAUUUAAGGUAGAGGAGAACGAAAUAGUGCUCAAUUGCGUGUGUUGUUUUCAAUAAAGUUUAUAAGAAUAA
Lineus longissimus is the source of this 1582-nucleotide messenger RNA. Its product is annotated as post-GPI attachment to proteins factor 4-like. Lineage: Eukaryota; Metazoa; Nemertea; Pilidiophora; Heteronemertea; Lineidae. The transcript has 2 exons. The record is from RefSeq and is a predicted model, not a curated record. The coding region runs from base 135 to 1418 and encodes 427 amino acids. Gene Ontology annotation, molecular function: glycosyltransferase activity. Gene Ontology annotation, biological process: GPI anchor biosynthetic process. Gene Ontology annotation, cellular component: Golgi membrane.